Messenger RNA from Pisolithus orientalis, 644 nucleotides. Its product is annotated as DUF1000-domain-containing protein. NCBI's taxonomy places the organism in Eukaryota, Fungi, Basidiomycota, Agaricomycetes, Boletales, Pisolithaceae. The coding region runs from base 1 to 459 and encodes 152 amino acids. The transcript has 4 exons. The record is from RefSeq and is a predicted model, not a curated record.
AUGAACAGAGAAGACAUCUCCCUCUUGGAAUACUUGGAUAUCUCUCAAGUCAACUGUCUCAACGAACAACAUCAGCACGAUCUGAAAUCUAUCGUCGCUUCGAGGAAAAUCAACCCUCCGGAGUCGUCAGCUUAUCUCGCAAGCGAUGCAGACAGACAACUCUUGGUUAACAUAUGUUUCAAUCAAGCCGUUAAAAUCCGUACGCUUGUCAUCAAGACCAAGGUAGAAAUGGAGGGGCCGAAGACUAUCAAGUUGCGCAUUAACAAUUCGUCGAUCAGUUUCUCCGAUGUGGAGGAUGCGGCAGAUAAGACGUUCGCUCAAGUGGUCGAGCUGAGCCGAGAAGACGUCACUGAAGGAAGGCCCAUCCCUUUACGAUUUAUAUUCGUCGAGUCGAAUCAAGGCGGGAGUGAUCAAACUCGCAUAGAUGCUAUCGACGUCAUCGGCAUCCCAGUAGAGUGAGUUCGAUUUUCGUAUUUUAGAAUGCUCUUUCAUUCUAGAACCAGAGCAACGAAAGACUUGAGUGGACUGAGGCAAGAAGAGCAUUGAAAGGUCUGCAAUCUAAUGUGAUAUAUACUAGCCAUGCAAGUCUUAGAUUCACGAUUCAUGUGAUGAUUACUUUCCGUCAAUCUGUAACCACAUACUCC